GCCACACAACUGAGUCUCCGCUCCUCGUCCUCAAGAAAAUCGAAGAUUGCCCCCCUCCAUACCUCACUUGAGUAGCCAAGAUGAGAUCCAACGUCUUCAAACCUCUUGCAGCUUUGUCAUGGCUGGCUCGCAACCAUUUCGUUGCCGGCGCGAACGUCCAUGGUUCAAAUGCUGAAGGGAACGUAAUGGGCCCGGUUGCCUUUUUAUGGCCAUCUGACCGUCCUUGGAGUGCGUCAGCCGACAACGUGGCCCCCUGUGGAAGCUCUGACGGCGUGAAUAACCGGACGACUUUCCCGCUGUCCCAGGGAUCUGUGGCACUAUCCAUCGCCGACGACGCAUGGAUGGUUGCUUUCUCCAUUGCAUACACCGAUAACCCCACCAGCCAAGACGAUUUCACCCAGCAAGUGGUCAACAACGUGUCGGAGAUCGAACCAGGCCACCAGUGCUACAAGGUCGCCGAUAUACCAGACAAUGUAUCUGCAGGAACCAACGCAACCAUCCAGCUUGAGUACUGGUCCAGUUACGAGAGCGAACUAAGUGGACGUAAUCAGUCAUUCUUUGCCUGUGCUGAUAUCACCUUCGUCGAAGCCUCCGCCUUCACGGUCCAAGUCCCCUGCUUCAACGUAACCGCAGACGAAUUCACCCUCACCGCUUCGUCCACUUCUGCCGUCGCUAGUGCUACGGGAGAAUCCACUGCCGGAACCACUGAGAGCAAGAGCACAUCUUCUGGAGAUGGGCUAAGCAUCGGGGCUAAGGCUGGAAUUGCCGUCGGUGUUAUUGUUGCCUCCCUUGGUAUUGUCGCUGCUGUGGCAUUUGUCAUGCUCCGCAAGCGAAAGUCUCGCGCGCCUGAUCAGGAGGUUGCCGAGCAGAACCCCAAGAUGCCCGAGACUUCGUCUGUGAACAGCCUCCGUCAUUAAGCUGAUGUGCUUGUUUGGCGUGAUGGAAGCAGAGUUAUGAUGGGAUGAACGAAAGAAGUACGAUGAACGGUCUUGCUGGCAAGGGGAAUGAAGAUGACGACGACGAUAAGCUGAGCUGUGGAUGUCUGCAUAUAAUAAUUUGCGUAGAAGCUUUGAGCCGCAAAGAUAAUUGAGUAUGGAUUGGUUGUAUCGCCGUGUUACAACUGUCUGAUGUCGGC
Molecule: messenger RNA, 1135 nt
Organism: Pseudomassariella vexata
Lineage: Eukaryota; Fungi; Ascomycota; Sordariomycetes; Amphisphaeriales; Pseudomassariaceae
Exons: 4
Coding region: 81-917 (278 amino acids)
Source: RefSeq, a predicted model, not a curated record